Molecule: messenger RNA, 4990 nt
Organism: Engraulis encrasicolus (European anchovy)
Lineage: Eukaryota; Metazoa; Chordata; Actinopteri; Clupeiformes; Engraulidae
Gene: mcf2a
Product: MCF.2 cell line derived transforming sequence a
Exons: 30
Coding region: 1094-4381 (1095 amino acids)
Biological process (GO): dendrite development; intracellular signal transduction
Cellular component (GO): cytoplasm
Molecular function (GO): guanyl-nucleotide exchange factor activity; protein binding
Source: RefSeq, a predicted model, not a curated record
AAAGAGGGAGAGGGAUGUGUGAAUGACUGUACCUAUGGUGGAGGUGGGCUGUGUGUUGCCGGAGAGCAAGGACAAGAGAAGGGGAGGAAAAAGAGAGACAGAAAUGAGAACAGAGAGAGAGAGAGAGCAAUGUCUGACUAACCCCUGACGGUGGCUGGAUGGAGGAGGUGGGGGGCCUGUGUUUGUUUUGAGUUGCAGCAGCAGCAGAAGCAGCAGCUGUAGCAGUAGCAAUUGCUACACUUCACAAACCCAUUCACUGCUUUCUUGGAACGGGACUCUCAUUCUCAUCCUACCCCUCCCUCUCUUCAACACACUCACUCUUUCUAUCUAUCUACCUCUGUGGCUCUCUCUGUAGCACUCUCUCUGCAGGGCUCUAUGUGGCUCUCUCUCUGUGUGGGUCUCUGUAUGGCUCUCUCAGUGAGUGAGCGAGCGUGUGAGGUGAAGUGAGUAGGACUGCAGGCUUGUGAGCCACUGCAGCAAGAACUGCUGUCCUCAGUGGCCCGAGCAGGCUACAGCAAGAAGGGUGCUUGACAUCGAUUUUGGACUCAGAAGCAGAAAAACAAGGGAGCCUUCUGCAUCAGAUGGAUGGACAGAUAGAUAGAGGGGGAGGAUUCGUCUGGUCCGACUGACUGCGCUUUCGGGGCAGACGGAGGGACGUGAUGCACCCGUCCAUGUCAAGGUGACACUGCGGCACGGAGGCAGCCAGGAAGAGGAGAGGAGAGGGGAGAGAGGAGAGGAGACAGUAAGAACAGGAGAGAGCUUGCACCAGAUUCUGAAAGAAUGUGCUGACAGGAGAAGUGACGAGAAGUUUACGCUCUCUCUCCUUCUGCUCUCCGCCUCUCCCUCCCUCCCUUCCACACAUCCAUUCAUCCUCCCUUCCUCUCCCCUCCAUCUUGCAGCUGACUAGGCUUGCAGGAGAGGCAACUGCUGGGGAGCUAGCUCCUGGAGGAUGUGAGGGCCUAGCCGGCCCCCCUGGAGCAGGCUCUGUGGCCAGGGAAGGGGUCUCAGGGCCGGGGCCAAGGGCCAGGGGCCAGAGGCCAGGGGGUGAGGCCUUGGGUUGGGGCGUUUGGCUGGAGCCCACACCGUCAGAAACAUGGAGAGCUACUACAACCUUCUGCAGGCUGGCUGUGAACUACAGAGCACACUGCAACAGGUCUCUGUCCCCUUGAGUAUGAAAGAAGUGGGUGGCUACAUAGAGAAGCAAGUAGCAUAUUUAUCAGGUGGUCGUGGCGAGGACUCCAGUGUCAUCAUCACCCUGCCAGAGUGCUCUGAGUUCUGUGACAUCCCAGAGGAGGCCCUGGCCAAAGUGCUCACCUAUCUCACCUUGAUCCCCAGAGCUCGACAACCUGGAGUUAAAUUUAUCGUCAUAUUAGACCGGCGGUUGGAUACAUGGGGCUCGAUCAAAACAGCCCUGGCAAGGAUUGCGGCCUCCUUCCCUGGGAACCUGCACCUGGUCCUGGUGCUGAGACCCACCAGCUUCUUCCAGCGCACCGUCACCGACCUGGGCUUCAGGUUCAGCCAAGAGGACUUCAUGCUCAAGAUGCCUGUGGUGAUGCUCAGCUCAGUCACAGACCUGCUGCACUACAUCAAUGAGAACCAGCUCACCUCCGAGUUCGGGGGGACCCUGGACUACUGCCACAGUGACUGGAUUGUCCUGCGAACGGCUAUUGAGAGCUUUGCGGUGAUGGUGAAGGACAUAGCCCAGAUGCUGCAGGCGUUCGGGACGGAGCUGGCCGAGACAGAGCUCCCGGAGGAGGGCAAUGCCAUCGAGUUCCUGCUGCUCUCACACACCGAGAAAUACAGACGACUCAAAGAUGCCAUCCGGUCGGUGAUGAGGGAAGGUCGGCACCUGCUGUCCAGCCUAGAGGCUUCUGGGAAGGAGGAGGGAUCCCUGGUACACUGGGACAUCCCCCAGGACUGGGAGACAGUUCAGAGGCUGCUGGCCCAGCUGAGGGACAUGGAGCUGGCGUUUGAUGGCUUUUUCGACAAGCACCAUCUGAAGCUGCAGCAGUACCUACAGCUCCUCCGAUACGAGAGCAACUUCCGGGAGAUGGAGUGUUUGCUGGUGAAGCUGUCGUCUCAGGAGCGAGAGGUGAGCAGCUCAGGGGAGACGCUGGGCCAGACUGAGCAGGCACUCAGAGACCUGGACACCCUUGACACCAAAGCACAGGAGGAGAUGGGCAAGGCGCAGCUUUUGAUUCUGCAUGGGCACCAGUUGGCCACCAACCACCACUAUGCCAUGGCCCUGAUCGUGCAGCGCUGCAACGAGCUGCGGCACCACUGUGACACGCUCAACAACGCGCUCCGGGCCAAGAGGGACGCGCUCACACACAUGCAGACCCUGCAGCAACGACUGGAGGAGGCCCAGCGCUGGUGUGACGAGGGAGCCUACUUGCUGGCCAAUCAGCAGGUGGAUAGGUUCCAGUCUAAAGAGGGGGCCCAGGCGGCGCUGCGCGAUAUCGAGAAGUUCCAGGAGGGGGCGCCAGCUCUCCUCGGCACAGGAGCAGACGUCCUCUCCAUGGAGUACGAAACUGUGCUCACCCCGCCACUACAGGCUCUGAUUGUGAAGGCGUUUGAGAAGCAGACUACGGUUCAGGGCAUGAUUGACAGCCGGGUGGCGUGCCUGAGGAAGAUGGCUGAUAAGCACGUGAGGCCCAUACAGCUGGUGGCCCCUCGGCCCGAUCACACGCCACGCUGCAAAUCACCCAUCUUCUCCCCCAAACAUGACUUGAAGUUCACCUUUGACCUCUCCCUACCCGGCAAGAGGGGAUCCAGAAAAAGCCCCAACUCUCGAAAGAUUGAGGUGAUGCAUGAUUACCAAGAGAAUCGUAGCUGUCUGUCUUACCGUGGCGAGGGAGACGACAGCCCAGAUAUGCUGAAGAGACAUGUGAUGAGAGAGCUGAUUGAGACGGAGAGGAUCUAUGUGGAAGAGCUGCUGGCUGUGUUACUGGGUUACAGAGCGGAGAUGGACAACCCCUCCAUGUCCCUCCUCCUGCCUCCCAGCCUCCGCAACAAGAGGGACGUCCUGUUUGGAAACAUGCCCGACAUCUACAACUUCCACAGCAGGAUGUUUCUGCAGGAUCUGGAGAGCUGUCUGGAGACUCCCGAGGCGGUGGGGGCCUGCUUUCUGGAGCGGAAGGAGCAUUUCCAAGUCUAUGAGCGCUACUGUCAGAACAAGCCCCGUUCGGACUCUGUGUGGAGACAGUUCUCCGAUUGCGCCUUCUUUCAGGAGUGCCAGAGGAAACUAGAGCACAAACUGGGUCUGGACUCCUACCUGCUGAAGCCAGUGCAGCGCCUCACCAAGUACCAGCUGCUGCUCAAGGAGCUGUUGAAGUACAGUGCAGGGUCGCAGUACACGGCUGAGCUGCAGGGGGCACUAGACGCCAUGCUGGACCUGCUGAAGGCCGUCAACGACUCCAUGCACCAGAUCGCAAUAACAGGAUACGAGGGGGACCUGUCGGCGCUGGGCCGCGUGCUGAUGCAGGGCUCGUUCAGCGUGUGGAUCAGCCACAAGAAGGGCCCGUCCCGCAUGAAGGAGCUGGCGCGCUUCAAGCCCAUGCAGCGCCACCUCUUCCUGCACGAGCGCGCGCUGCUCUUCUGCAAGCGGAGAGAGGAGCACGGAGACGGGGGCGAUAAGACCCCCUCCUACAGCUUCAAACACUGCCUCAAGAUGAGUGCAGUUGGCAUCACAGAGAAUGUGAAGGGAGACGUGAAGAAGUUUGAGAUCUGGUACAGCGGGAGAGAGGAGGUCUACCUGGUGCAGGCACCAACAGUAGAAAUUAAGCUAGCAUGGCUGAACGAGAUCAGAAGGAUCCUCACCAACCAGCAGAAGAUUCUCAGAGAGGAACUUUCUCUUGCCCAUCGUACUCCAGAGCACAUCCAGUUAUCCCCACCCCUGUGUGAUAGCAAGCAGCAGCGGGCGUCAGUGAGCUCUGAGGACACCGAGUCCGGACGCAGCAGCCCCGACCCGCUCUGCUUGUCCCCUCAGCAUCAGCGCAAUCGACGGAGCUGGCCUGGAGCUCCCCACUCGGUGGACAUCUGUGAGGGCCUGGAGGACUGGAGUGGAGGCCACCGACUCCUGCCCCUCUCCGACACAGAGGAGGAGGACACCACACACCUGACUCCGGGCAGGUACAAAACGAGGGCCGACUGUCCUAAAAAUGGAUCCCACGACCUGAACAUCAAGUGUGGGGACAUCAUCCAGCUACAGAGGGAGGACAGCGAGGGCAUUUGGCUUGUGAAGAACUUGAGUCGUGGACAGGAGGGCCACGUCCAGGCAUCACUGCUACAGCGAGUCCUCUUGGGCAGCGGCAGGGGACACUCCUCCAUACAGCUGGCUGACCCGGCGACUAGGAAAACGAGGAAGCUCAGUUCGCCAUAGGAAUAUCACAACUCCAUCUCCAGCUGAUGCUGCUACAGAGGAGGAGGACCAUCAUGCGUUCAUGGACCAUGAUCUACUACGAGAGCCUGUGCUGUCCCAGGCUGCAGAGGCGGGGGCCAAUGUGGUUCCGUAGACUCUGGGGAGGACGCACGGUAUCAAAUAAACAUCAAGCCUGACCUCCCAGAAUUCAACAUGGAUUUCUGUGAGAUCACUUUGGAGCAUCAAUAUGUCACACAUACCCACGUUCCACCACAAUCUCCCUUGAAUUCUGCACUUGAGUUUUGAGUGUGAACUGGCAAUGUGGUGGUCAUUUUCAUGGAAUAUGUGAUGUUAUAUUGACGCAUUGAUGAGUCACACGUUUUCUACCACAGCAAAAAAAGAAACAAACAAACGAUAAACAGAAAUGAAAUGUUGUUUGGGAACGCUCUGAUCAGGUAAUCCCUUGGUGUACAUCUUCCAGAAGAAGCCAGCCUUGUUUUCCUGACGCAAAUAUUCUGUGUGCCGACAGUGUGGAAACAUUUUUUGUCUGGCAUCCGAGCAGAAAAGUUAUGGACUCAUGGAAGCAGAUUAGUCCAUCCACACCAACAACAAAGUGUUCAUUGGCGACUU